Molecule: messenger RNA, 267 nt
Organism: Ustilaginoidea virens
Lineage: Eukaryota; Fungi; Ascomycota; Sordariomycetes; Hypocreales; Clavicipitaceae
Exons: 1
Coding region: 1-267 (88 amino acids)
Source: RefSeq, a predicted model, not a curated record
AUGGGCGGCAACCUCUCCUCUCCCGUGGUCCAACAUACCCACAAGUUUGUUCUGGGUGCCCCCGACGCGCGCAACGACCUUAUUCUCGCCUCCAUCUGGGCAUCCGUCUUUUACGCCUGCGCAAUGGUCUUCACGACGUGCGUGCUCGUCGAUCGCUGGAAGGGCCCGGCGGAUAAGGUGCGCGUGGGAGGGGGGUCUGUGCUGGUCGCGUUGCUGGUGUCGACGGCUUGGCCCGUUGUUAUGGCCUAUCUUGCGGCUACGGAGUGA